UGUCAAUACAUUUGCCUAUAUUACUGGAUACGGUCCAAAUUGUUUGCAUCUGAUUUCAGAACUGAAGAGCUUUGCUGAUAAGCGGCAUACAAGGAAUGUUCUUGUACAAGUUCUUGAACUCUGCGAUAGGGUAUCCUUCUAAGAAUUCUCCAUCGUGUCUCUACGCCUCAAAUUCCACAGAGAAAAACAGAUCGUUGCGUCGUCGGCAAUCGUUGUGACCAAUUGCAAUUCGCUGAAAAGAAUAGCUAGAUUGGCAAAUAAAUCUUUGCAGUUAAGCAUUUCAAAAUCGCCAUGGAAACUGUUGCUUUACUCGCUAAUUUGCUGCUCACCAUGUACGCUGUUGAAGUUACGAAUUCAGCUGCAAUUCAAGCCGAUGUAGACCCUUCAAUGCUUUCUUCUAAUUAUCUUAAACCAGCUACACAAGUUGAAGUUUUAUCCUACCGCGUUAACAAAGUGAAGAGUGACUCAAGAUCCAACGGGCAAAUCAUCCUUGAUAGAGAGCAUCGUGAUGAAUUCAAUGAAGUGCUCGAUUCUUUCCUCGGUGGUAACCCUGUGAAAUAUCAAGACAGAGAUGAGGUACAUCAGGAAGAUCUGCUGACAGGAUUGCAGGAGACAGACAAGACGUCAAUUAAGUUUCUUGGCAAGGAGGAUUCAUCUAAUACUGACUUUCCGUCGUCGGUUCAGAAUGUCCCCACUUACAUGAUGGACCUCUAUAAUGCGUUCAGCAAGGAUCGUUAUGUCCAUCCGGACGCCGAAAUAAUUCGCAGUUUUCUGAAUGAAGGAUCAAGUGACUUAGAUGACAGUUCAUGCUUCGGAUCAGUGACGUCAUUGGAACAUGGAGUAACCGGUGAUCAUUACUUACUGUUCAACAUAACAAUGCCAUCCCACGAGACCGUUGUCAUGGCGCAGCUUCGCAUCUUCAUCAAGGUUGCUUAUGGCAACACACAUUAUGGAGGCAUUGCUCGUAUCAUCCUUUCUCAUGACUUGGAGGUUGGCACGAAGCUGCUGACGUCACGGGUCAUAUAUAGACAAACUGAUGGUUGGGAAAGCUUUGAUUUGACUAGCAUAGUUCGGCUAAUUGUCAGUCAGUCAAAGGUUUCUAAAAAUCCAUCUGAUGUUUGGCCUGUGGCAUCCCAGUCACUAUGCCUUGGGAUCCAUCUACAACCAUUGAUACAAAUUGACGGCAGGUCAUAUCUGGAUGUCGAUAUCUCAAAUGUUAUCGAGUUCGAGCCGUUGCUGGUCGUUUAUUCAGAUAACUACGAGAAACUCCAACACAUGGGUUACCUGAAAAGGCAAGAAAUGCUAGCACGUGAUCGUAUUCAUUCAGAUAAAGCUGGCCUGGCGAUAACAAGUAAUAGCGCCACCAUCGUUCGCAGUAAGAGAGAUGCAAUGAGACAUCAUCGCCUGUGUAAACGAAGACCGAUGCAAGUUAUCUUCAAGGAUAUUGGAUGGGAUGAUUGGGUGAUUGCUCCAACACAUUACCAAGCCUUCAAAUGCUCUGGAAAAUGUGUCUUCCCAUUAACUGACCAUUGGAGUCCUACUGUACAUUCGAUCAUUCAAACAUUAGCUCACGAGUAUGAUCCAGUAGGCGUGGACAAUCCGUGUUGUGUACCUACUCAACUCGGCCCAAUAUCAAUGUUGUAUCUUGAUGAGAAUAAUGUACUGACGUAUAAAUAUCGAUAUGAGGGUAUGGUGGUAAAGAAAUGUGGAUGCCACUAAAAAGGGUUGCCAUUAAAUGUGAUCAACCCCAAAAAAUGCUGUGAUUAAUUUUAUUAUGACGUGGGAGGCUUGCUAAGAAAACAUCACUACUCUCAAUACAAUUUUCAUUAGGAAACACGGGGUCAACACACUUUGUAGAUGCUAGAGAUCGUUUCAUUUGCAAUUAAACGGAUAUGAAGAUUCAAGACAUUUAUUUUAAAACAGUACACCACCUAUAAUAA
This is a messenger RNA of Patiria miniata (bat star), 1940 nucleotides long. Its product is annotated as bone morphogenetic protein 10-like. The transcript is spliced from 2 exons. Lineage: Eukaryota; Metazoa; Echinodermata; Asteroidea; Valvatida; Asterinidae. Gene Ontology annotation, molecular function: cytokine activity; growth factor activity. The record is from RefSeq and is a predicted model, not a curated record. Gene Ontology annotation, cellular component: extracellular region. Gene Ontology annotation, biological process: SMAD protein signal transduction; BMP signaling pathway. Bases 292 to 1719 code for a protein of 475 amino acids.